CUUAACAGUCCCUUCAUUCGGAUUGGCUGGCUCCACUCUUGUGCUGAUGUGGUGUUCUGUUAGCGAGACCGGUGGGACGAUUGGGACCGAUUUUUUGGUUGAAUAGUAGCGUCGCCAUCGUUAGACGGAAUGCCUUAUUUCCAGACGUGGGAGGAGUUCGCCCGCGCAGCAGAGAAGCUGUACCUGACGGACCCCAUGAAGGUGCGCGUGGUGCUCAAGUACAGACACUGCGACGGAAACCUCUGCAUCAAAGUAACGGACAAUGCCGUGUGUUUACAGUACAAGACUGACCAGGCUCAAGACGUGAAGAAGAUCGAGAAGCUCCACGGGAAGCUGAUGAGACUCAUGGUGUCCAAGGAGACACACAGCGGCUCCAUGGAGACAGACUGAAACGCUCGGCAGGCGCCGGCCUUCUGGAGCACCCGGACUGAGCCCUGUGGACCCGGUGGUUGAGAGCACAGAACCAUCGGUGCACUGUGGAGUCCCGGGACAUGGACCUGGCUGCCCACACUGAUACACCUUUUGGGGGCUGGUCAUGCAUACUGUAUAUAUUUUUUUCUCUCAGGAUGUUUUAUGAUCCGUUCUUUAUAAAAAAAAUCAAUCCACUCAUCUUUCAUUUUACUUCUCAGUUCUUGUGAUUGGAUCCCAGAUGGUAUUAGUAUUAGGUGUGGUUGGUGUAGGCUGUUGGAAGUUUGAUUUAGGAAAUGUUAAGUUGGCAAGAAGAGUGGUGCAACAAAUCCUGUGCUGUGUGCAAUGUAAGCAGCGUCGGCACCUUGGUUGUUAUUGUUUUUUUCCUGAAGCUUGUUUUUUUUCAGCUUUAAAGAGGACAAGGACAGGCAAUGAAUGUUUUUUGUCUUUUCUCUAUUUACAUCGAUGUUGGAUUCAAUUCAGCGGUUUUAUGCACCACAAGAAUGAAGCAGGACCUGAUAUCUCAAGAGUGGAGACACACACCUCCAAAUGCUAUUUUGUCGUCUGAGAAUCAUAUGUCACAUGUUUAAUAAAUGUUUAUUUAGCCCAGUA
Molecule: messenger RNA, 1020 nt
Organism: Pungitius pungitius (ninespine stickleback)
Lineage: Eukaryota; Metazoa; Chordata; Actinopteri; Perciformes; Gasterosteidae
Gene: srp9
Product: signal recognition particle 9
Exons: 3
Coding region: 130-390 (86 amino acids)
Biological process (GO): SRP-dependent cotranslational protein targeting to membrane; negative regulation of translational elongation
Cellular component (GO): signal recognition particle, endoplasmic reticulum targeting
Molecular function (GO): 7S RNA binding
Source: RefSeq, a predicted model, not a curated record